AAUUAUGUUUAAAAUUACAGAUUUUUUUCUUAACAUAGAACUUGCUUCUGAUUAGUAUGUGACCUACUAGUGCAACUAAUUGUUCCCAUGAUGUAACUGGGCGGGUUGGGUCAGUUUAGGACUGAACAGUAAUACUUCAUGCAUAUGCAUAGAUUCGUUUUGUUUUGUCCUUCACUAAAUACGUCAAAGUGAAAAUGCCCUCGAUGGGGAAAGAAGCACUAUAUAAAUUUAUUACAGCAAGGUGCCAUAAACACAGGAUGAAAACUUUAAUCGCUUCCGUCAUUCAGGCAAUCGGCAGCUCUCACUGAAUGUUUAAGCUGAUUAUGAAUUGCUUGUGCACGGGAAUCAGGUCUUGUCUGUAUGAGGACGAGUGCCGCAGCUGGCAAACAGACAAUUCAGAGAGCGCCGAGACAACGGAGACCUCUGCCAGCCAGUGUCUUGAAUACCAGACGGGCAGGGAGCUCCAGACAAGCCAGCUCGGCCUGAAGAUGGAUGUGGCCCCGCCCAGCUCUUCACCUUUCCUCAAGCCUUUCGCUUUAAGAUACUCGGAGGCUUCGAGCCCCCGGGGUCGGAGGAGACACACGCUGCCAGCCAGCGAGUUCCGCAACCUGAGCCUGAACGAUGCGCUGAGCGUCUUCGAAAUCGAGAGGGAAGCUUUCAUCUCUGUCUCCGGAGAGUGCCCUUUACACAUGGACGAAGUGAGACACUUCCUAGAACUGUGCCCCGAGUUAUCCCUGGGCUGGUUUGAAGAAGGGAGACUCGUAGCCUUUGUUAUUGGCUCUGGCUGGGACAAAGACAAACUGUCGCAGGAUGCUAUGACAAUCCAUGUUCCAGGAGGUUCCACUGUCCACAUCCACGUCCUGGCUGUUCACCACAGAUGCCGUCAGCAAGGGAAAGGUUCGAUCAUCUUAUGGAGAUACUUGCAAUACCUACGCUGUCUUCCUGCAGUCAAAAGAGCCGUACUCAUGUGUGAAGAUUUCUUGAUUAGUUUCUACCAAAAAGCAGGCUUUGAAAAGGUUGGACCUUCUGGUAUUGUAGUAGGUUCCCUCACAUUUACAGAAAUGGAAUAUAUUCUUGGCAGUGGUGCUUACUUGCGGAGAAACAGUGGCUUCUGAGUUAUGUCAAGCUGAGAUUAGUUUUUUUUUCCAAAAAUGCUGCUUUCAUUUUCUCUGUGCUAUUUUCAGUAUUCACAUUAAACUUAAGCCUGUGGUGUAUGAACUGUUCAUGUUAGAUGAAAAAGUGCAAAAGAUUUCAAUGAACCAAAUUUGGCCCUUUGAAAGAGUGACAUGGCGGAGGUUCUCAACUCAAUCAGGUGUAUAAACAGGCUAGAAACAUUUGCUUACCCCAAGCUUGUCCCAUUUGUUCCCAACAAAAUCUAUAAAGUUUCUGCUGGCAUUAUUAAUUAUUGUAACUACCAAGAGGUGUUAUUUUUAAAAACCAGUGUUUGCCACAGAAAUUCAAUUACAAAUGGUUUUAAAUAUCCUUAUAGUCCAUUAAGCUGGAUGAAUAAAUUGGUUCAUGGAUUUGUAUAUAAAACACUCUCAGGCAUUGCAACCUGACAGAACAUUUGUCUUUAAAUAACUUUGAAAGAAACAGAGAGACUUUAGUAGUCAUAUUAUUCAACAAUAAUGCUUGAUACUUCUGACUCGUAGACCCUUAAUCUAGUAUUUGUUCUAUAAUGAAUAAAAGCUCAAUAUAAUAACUUGUUUUCCUCAAGUCUUAGUCUUAGUCUUGCAAUGGACAUUUUAACAAAAAUGUUAAUGACUUGGGUUGCCAAACACAGAAGGGUAAUUUUAACUUCACCUAUCCAAGAUGAAUCCUUUAGGACCAUUAGUCAGUCAUUAUACAGAAUACCUAACUUGGAAUAACAGAAUUCUUCAUUGUAGUAACAAAUUGCGCAACAUCUUUUGAAGUUUAAAUUAUAUAUAAUUUGCCUUGAAUCAGUUGAGGUAAUCUGUGCUUUGCCAAAAACAAAUUUCUCUGUUUUAUUUAUAGGCAGUAUAAUUUGUCUCUGAUAUAUUUUACAUUAGUUAACCAGUGUUUUCUCUGUACUCAUACCAUUUUCAAUAAAACUGUUAAAAUAAUUACCGGACUGUAUGCUUCACCACGAGCACAUCAUUUCUUCCAUUUCAUAGCUUUACAUCAUUAAAGAAAAUUCAUGAGAUGUUAAACAAUCAUCUAGUACAGGUAGAUAGCAUAUGGAAGUGCUUGCAUUCAAAUUUAACUUCAGAAUAAGAUUACAAACAAAUCUAAAAAGAAUAAAUAACUGAGCAUAAGCAUACGCUAUGCUUUUCAAAUGCACAAGGUUAAUGAAACUUUACAAUUUUGGCUCGUCAUUACAUGGAACAUUUUGUAUCUUCUAUUAAUUACUUCAGUGCAUUUUGCUUCAAUCCAGAUUUAUCCUGUUCUCUUAUCCCAUUUUGGAAGCUUGUUAAAAAAAAAUAAAGCUUUAAAAGCUCUUCCUCAUUUGGUACAAUACUUAAAUCUCAAAUAAUUCAAUUACUGGCUUAAAAGUUCAAACUAUUGAUUGUUAAAGAUUACUUCAAACAA
Molecule: messenger RNA, 2550 nt
Organism: Hypanus sabinus (Atlantic stingray)
Lineage: Eukaryota; Metazoa; Chordata; Chondrichthyes; Myliobatiformes; Dasyatidae
Product: serotonin N-acetyltransferase-like
Exons: 3
Coding region: 309-1115 (268 amino acids)
Biological process (GO): circadian rhythm; response to light stimulus
Cellular component (GO): cytoplasm
Molecular function (GO): aralkylamine N-acetyltransferase activity
Source: RefSeq, a predicted model, not a curated record